Molecule: messenger RNA, 3292 nt
Organism: Apus apus (common swift)
Lineage: Eukaryota; Metazoa; Chordata; Aves; Apodiformes; Apodidae
Gene: BSDC1
Product: BSD domain containing 1
Exons: 11
Coding region: 17-1369 (450 amino acids)
Cellular component (GO): cytoplasm
Source: RefSeq, a predicted model, not a curated record
CGUCAGGGCCGCCAAGAUGGCGGAGGGGGAGGAGGCGGGCUGGUGGCGGAGCUGGCUGCAGCAGAGCUACCAGGCGGUCAAGGAGAAGUCCACAGAAGCUUUGGAGUUCAUGAAGCGGGACUUGGCUGAGUUCACCCAGGUGGUGCAGCAUGACACAGCCUGCACCAUCGCUGCUACAGCCAGCGUGGUCAAGGACAAGCUGGCAAGGACAGAAGGUUCCUCAGGUGCGACCGAAAAGGUGAGGAAAGGUCUCUCUGACUUCUUGGGUGUCAUCUCGGACACCUUUGCUCCCUCACCAGACAAGACCAUAGACUGCGAUGUGAUAACCCUGAUGGCAACACCUACAGGUACCACCGAGCCCUACGACAGCGCCAAGGCUCGCCUCUACAGCCUCCAGUCUGACCCUGCCACCUACUGCAACGAGCCUGAUGGCCCUGCUGAGCUCCUUGAGGCCUGGCUCUCCCAGUUUAACCUAGAGGAGAAGAAAGGGGAGAUUGCAGAGCUGCUGGCAACCAGCCCGUCCAUCCGGGCUCUCUACACCAAAAUGGUCCCAGGGGCCGUUUCCCACGCCGAGUUCUGGCAGCGCUACUUCUACAAAGUUCAUCGUCUGGAGCAGGAUGAAGCCCGGAGGGAGGCUCUGAAGCAGCGAGCAGAGCAGAGCAUUCACCAAGAGGAGCCAGGCUGGGAGGAGGAUGAAGAGGAGUUCUUGGGGAUGUCACCCCUGCCUUGUGCAAACAUGAAAUUUCCAGAAGCAGCAGAGAAAGAAUCUGCCCCUGCAGCCCUGGAGGGAAACCAUCCCACUGCUCCCAAGGGGCCCUCAGAGGAAAGCUGGGCCAUCCUCCCUCCGGAGCCAGCCCCAGCAGAGGGGAGCCCCUCUGAGAGCAGUGAGAGCAUCUCCCUUGUGACUCAGAUUGCAAACCCUGCCUCUGUGCCUGCUGCACAGCUACAGGCUGGAGCACAACCAGCUGGAGACCUCUCCCAGAGGCUGCUGGAGGCCACCUCGGAAGAGCAGAGCUCCCUGCCAAAGCCCCCAGAACCUGGCCAGCCUUCUGCACCUGCCCGGGGGUCAGCAGCAUCCUCAGAGCAAGUGGCUGUUGCAGAGCUCAGAGAGGUGGAGAGCAGAGCCCAGGGCAGGCCAGAGACUCUGAAAGAGGAAGGACCAACGGAUCUACGGGUCUUCGAGCUGAACUCGGAUAGUGGGAAGUCCACCCCCUCCAACAAUGGCAAGAAAGGCUCCAGCACGGAUAUCAGUGAGGACUGGGAGAAGGACUUUGAUUUGGACAUGACGGAAGAGGAGGUGCAGCUGGCACUGUCCAAGGUGGAAGUGUCUGGGGAGCUGGAAGAUGAAGAGUGGGAAGACUGGGAAUAAAGCGACUGCUUCCAGUGUGUGUCACAGGCUCAUUUCCACCAUCAAAUGUGAAUUAAUUCACAGACCGGCUGUUCCUUUGUGUGUAACUGUGCUGGGGAUUGCAGUUCCAGGCUGGAGGAGUUUUAUUCCUGCUAAAUCCUUGUGGGCAACUCAAGUGAUUCCUUCAGACCUGGAGGAGGAGGAAGCAGAAGUUCACUUGUACACGUAGCUGCUAGGGAGCCUGUCUUCUCAGUAGGUCCUAGAAACUGGCCAAGCCAAAACUGGCUCCUGAAAUUGUCAGAGCAGACAUGGUGCAGUGUGGGGUAGCUGGGCACCUGGACAUCCAGCAGGGUUGCUUGGUACCCUCAGACUGACUGUUUGUGUGUGCACGUGUCAUCUGCAGCAGAGCAGUGCAAAGGCUCCUGGAUACAAGCUGCUGCUCUCUGCUGCUGGCCCAACCUUCCCUGGAAUGAGCCCCCAUGCAGGGAGAGCCCAGGAGCUGGAGGUGCUGCAGGAGGAGCCCGUGCUGCUGUGUCACUCCUUGCAGCAGAGAAAGGCAGUUGGUUUGUGGCAUUGACCCGAAGCUGGGCCGUGCUGGAAGGAGCCAAACUCCCUGCCAAACCCUGAGCUUCUGCCUGCCUUUUUGUCUUGGAAGCUUUUUUUAAUGGAAACUGCUGUUUCCUGCUGCAAGAGCAGCAGCUCCUCUGAGAACUGAGGCUGCUGCCUUCCCCUCUGCAGCUGCACUGCCGUCCUCCGCUGGGUUUUGUGUUCUUACAGUUAAAUUUCCCAAACAAAGUACUUGUGACUUGCUCUUGCUUGAGCCCUUCUGAUCCAGCAAUGGUUUGGAUCUCCCUGGGAGGCUGAACCUCUCCCUUGUGUUGUCCAGCUUGGCCCUUGCCAAGCCCCAGUCUGGCCCUCUGACCACUCUAACCUCCACCUGGGCACUGGGGCUUGGCCUUUCCCCCUCUCAGCCUAGGGGGGAGACAGAAUAAGCCAGGUGUGGGUGGUACUUGUUGGCUGAAGCUGGGUCUGGCUGCUCCUCUGACUCCCCUUGUGUCCCGUGGCCACCAAGGUCACACACCUGGCUGUGCUUGCUGACUUGGGUCCCCUCCCCAAAGCCCCUCCUGACUGCUUGCCAUGCUUCCUUCAGACCCACGGCCUCUCUUCUUGGGGCAUUUCCCUUCUAACAGCAUGAGAUGCUCCUCAGUGGAUGUUGCUAAUACACGUUAUCCUUAGGGGGCAGAGUCCUCCCUCUCUCUCUGGCCUUUCUGGUGGUGGUUUGAUACCUGCUGCCUUUGUCCUUCUGCCCGUUCCAGGGCUGCUUCACUGGAGCUGAGGGUUUCCUUCUGAUUUUGGAGAGCAUUAACCUAGCUGCACUUGAAAGAGUUGGGCUUUUGUGUUGGGUGGGGGUUUUUCCCCCCCCCCAUUCUUUGGGAAGGUUCUCAGAGCUGCCCAUGCACAGAGAUUGGUGGCAGUGGUGACUUCAGGUGCUUGCACAAGAGCGUGUCUGUCCUGACAAACCCCCAGGGACUGAGCUGCAGCCUCACCCUGUCCUGGGAUCAAAUGGAGCUGCAGCAGGAAAACCUGCUGGGAGGUGACACCCAGGGGGUGCCCUGGCAGGGGCUGGGGGCUGUAUUCCCUCGGGGUUGUGUUCCCUGGGGUGUUUGCUGGUACGAAGUGUGGCUGGAUCCCUGGGCUGCAGAGAGCUCUGAGGGUGCAGUGCUCUCAUCUGUGUCACGUUUUUUCUUUCUUUAGUCAAAUUAACCGUUUGGUUGUCUGUGCAAUAUUCUCUGUUCUAAACUAUUCCACAUCUCCCUGAGCCUUUUUUAGCUGGGGUGAAAACCAGAAACACUUCUAACAGCUGGUAGUUUUGUAACAAUGACUUUCUCCAAACCUUUUACAGACUUGCAGUUAACAGCAAAUAAAGGAAUUCUACAGAGCCUC